AGCCGUAGAACCAGAUCACAUUGCAAGAUGUACGUCUUGUGGCUGAUUUCAACCCUAUUCUUGGGGUUGGCCGUAGCUCAAUGGGAUCCGUACACGAUGCACAAUCGUCAAGUAUUGGUCCAUCUCUUCGAGUGGAGGUGGGUCGACAUAGCUGCAGAGUGCGAAAGGUGGCUUGGACCACAUGGGUUCGCCGGUGUACAAGUAUCGCCCCCAAACCAGCACCUAGAGCUCCCACCAGAUCGACCCUGGUUCGAGCGCUACCAACCAAUAGGCUACGCCCUCCAUAGUCGCAGUGGUAGUCCGGCUGAAUUCAAAGACAUGGUAUCCAGAUGCUAUAAGGCUGGUGUACGUAUCUAUGUUGAUGCUGUCAUUAACCACAUGGCCGCGAGUAACCCCGGUGGAAAAGAUGCAUGGGAUUUUGGCUUGGUCCCCUAUUCAGCGUUAGAUUUCAACUGGCCCCAAGGAAGAUGUCCAACCUCUGGUGAUAUUGACUACAGUAACAUAGACUCCAUUCGCAACUGCGAUCUCGUAGGCCUGAAAGAUCUGAACGUAGAGAAGAGCUACGUCCAGGACAAACUAGCAGAGUAUCUGAAUGUGUUGGUUGAUGCUGGGGUUGCUGGUUUCAGGAUUGAUGCUGCUAAGCACAUGUGGCCCGGAGACCUGGACGCUGUCUUGAAGAAGGUCAAUAAUUUGAACACGGCUUUCGGGUUCCCGCCAAACGCUCGGCCGUUCAUCUUCCAAGAGGUGAUCAACCAAGGCGGGGAGGUAAUCUCGUCCUGGGAGUACCGUCAUCUCGGCCGUGUGACGGAGUUUAAGUACGGCACGGAGGUCAGCCUGGGCUUCCGCGGGGACAAGGUACUGAGCCACUUCAACAGCUUCGGUGAGGCCUGGGGCUUCCUUCCAGAGACCGCUGCCGUGGUGUUCAUCGAUAACCAUGAUAACCAGAGGGGACAUGGAGGUGGUGGGAACAUCAUCUCACACAAGGCAGGAAGGCUGUAUAAGAUGGCGAACGCCUUCAUGCUAGCUCAUCCGUACGGCAUCGUACGGGUGAUGAGCAGUUUCUCGUUCAAUGACCCCGACAGCAGUCCACCUCGAGACCCCCAGGGGAACACUCUGUCCCCCGUCAUCAACCCGGACGAGACGUGUGGGAAUGGGUGGGUCUGCGAACAUCGCUGGAGACAGAUCAAGAACAUGGUGGACUUCCGUAACGUGGUGGUUGGGCAACCACUCACCAACUGGUGGGACAAUGGGAACCACAUGAUUGCAUUCGGGCGAGGCGACAAAGGCUUCCUCGUCAUCAACAACGAACAUGGGAAUCUCUACGAGACGCUUCAAACAGGCCUUCCUCAGGGUACUUACUGUAACAUCUAUCUCGGUGACUAUGUUCACGGUAUGUGCACCGGACCAUCCGUCUUCGUUGACUACCAGGGGUUUGCAACUUUUAAUAUUCAGGGCGGGGGAAAUGAGGACCCCGUUGUGGCUCUCCACAUCAGGUCCAAAUAUUGAUUUAUUUUGAGCUCAUUUAUCUCGUUUGGGAGGAGAUUGAGUUGACAGAAAAUGCCCAGCGUACGAUCGAUAACUGAAUGCCUUUAUCGAGUACCGGUAGGCCUACUUUAAUAAUUUACGGUAUAUUUUUAUCGCAUGGGGGCGCUUUUCAUCGGCGAGUUUCCGUGAAACGCUUAGGCCCUUUUUAAAACCACGGCUUCGCCCCCAAAUUCGGCUCAGGCUAGCUUGCGCACAAUGCUCAGCAGGGCUUCAGACGAGAGGACGGAGCCUAAAGCCGAAUCAAAAGCCGAAGCCGUGGUUUCGAAAAGGGCCUCAGUAUAGUUUUCCCAGCAGUUCCCCCACUCACACGAGGACCCUUUGAAAAUUAGUAUAUCACCAAAAAAAAAAUUAGUUUGGCAUUUUCUUUUCUCUUGUAUGACCACAAUAAAUGAACUAGCCAUAAACUAAUUAAAGAAGCUGUCUUUCAUCCAAAUACGGACUCAAAGUCAAUGUUUCCUAACCAGUGGUGAAACUAUACAUUUUCAUUUUGGAAGUUGUCAAAGAGGGGGGUAAUAAUUUGGGGCUUCUGGUGCCGUAACAAUUCGUUGGAGCAUUUUUUCUUUUCAAUCUCAUUUUUGUUUUGUGUGUGGGAGGCCCAUUAUACGAGCAUCAAAUGUAAAUGAAUUUAAAAUAGCAAAUCAAGGUCAACUUUGAAGCAAUCAGG
Asterias rubens (European starfish) is the source of this 2209-nucleotide messenger RNA. RefSeq names its product alpha-amylase 1-like. Gene Ontology annotation, molecular function: alpha-amylase activity; cation binding. Gene Ontology annotation, biological process: carbohydrate metabolic process. The transcript is spliced from 4 exons. Bases 28 to 1506 code for a protein of 492 amino acids. The record is from RefSeq and is a predicted model, not a curated record. Lineage: Eukaryota; Metazoa; Echinodermata; Asteroidea; Forcipulatida; Asteriidae.